AAGGGGCGUUGUUUCUAUGAAUUCUUGGCGGGAAAUCGGGGCAAAGAGCCCUCGCCCGGGCAAUUUGUUGUGACGUGCAUAUUCGCAUAUCAUGAGAUCGAGCACUGGCCUGGUGCAUAUUCACAUCUACAAUGGACAAGAUUUGUGAUGGAAAACAUGGAGUAUGAUGCACUGGCGCAGGCACAAGCGUCAGAGGAAGGAUUAAUCUUACCUACCCUGCCAGCAGAGGCCUUGCCUAUAUUUACUGCAGUCAAGCGAGUCGAGGGAGAUAGACUAGCCAAAGAAUCAGCGAGGACGGGUAAAUCGAUCAGAGAGCUUACGGCUUAUGAUUUCGAGCGAUAUCAAGUUAGAACCCAAGGUCUCGAUGCCGUGACUGAUCCUCCAACCUCGGGAUUGCUUCAGCCUGCUCGUGGCGAGCCACGUCACGUAGAAGAACUCUCCUCAGCAGAAGAACUCACCAAUACUGCCGUCCAUCAGUUUCAUGUUUUCCAAACGCUAUCCGAAUUUUCCCCCUUCCCAACAAGCCCAAGCCUUCACCUUCUCCAACCGUUCAACGGCCGCCUGAGCCGCUGCCAGUUACUCGAAGCGCCCCUUAACUACCGACUCUUUCGGCACAUAUGCGAAGCGCACGCAGUAUGGACGACACGACUAGUCAAGAACCAUCACCGCCUCAUGCUUCGGAUCAUCUUUGCGUCCCCCGAGUCGACAUCUGAUUCGUGGCAUUACUGUUUCAAUCUCGCGAGGCAGACGAUCCACGAUUUCGCCGAACAUGCCUUCCAAACUUGGCAACUACAUAAUCCCGACGUCCCAUUCGAUGAGAAGAAACAUUUCCCGAACUGGUUGAGGAAGCAGUACGAAUAUCUCCUCGCCACGAUUCAGGCUAGAGACCCCAUCCCGACCAAUCUACCCGCGAAAUCCGCUAGAUCUCUGACCGUGAAGCAAAUGCUCGUCGCCAUGCACCGCCAGCAAACUGUGUUGAUGAAUUGGUCGGUGGAGAUAAGCGCUCGGGCUGGUGAGCGGUGUGGGAAUCGGUAUCGCCAUGAGCCAGACAACGUCUUGGAUCUGUGGACCGGAGAGGUC
Molecule: messenger RNA, 1080 nt
Organism: Exophiala aquamarina CBS 119918
Lineage: Eukaryota; Fungi; Ascomycota; Eurotiomycetes; Chaetothyriales; Herpotrichiellaceae
Exons: 2
Source: RefSeq, a predicted model, not a curated record